AUGACUUACGACUCACCCAACGAUCCAGACAGACGCUAUCAGGCCCGUCCAUAUGUUCAAGACUAUCAAGACACAAUGCCGGUCCUUGAAGAUGGUCUUAUCUUGAUGGACUGGACUGGUAGUCAACCAACUCAAGACAUGGUCUAUCCUCCUAUCUCGGUCAUCCCAAACACCUUCCAUUCCUUUGUCCAGCCAGCCCAGACAAUUCAUCCCCAACCCGCUGCCACCCCAAGUUCAUCAUUUGUCCAGCAGCCUGCUGUAGCUUCAGUUCCAGUUCCAGUUCCAGUUCCAGCUUCAGUCCCUGAACCAGUCCUUGACACAUCUAAACCAUCGCACCCAGAGUGGGGUGUCCUUAAAGACCAAGAAUUCCAUCCCCUCACAUUGAAGCACCAAAGAGAUCUCGAGAAUCUCUAUCAGACAGGUGCCUCCAUCAUCGACUUUCAUUUUUGGCAGGCCAAUCUAGGUGGCUAUUGUAUGGCAAACAUGGUACAAAAAACUGUAGUGUCCCCUGAUGGAUGCUGUGCUUUGGUCAGACGCGUCGUUGAAGGUGCUCCUCAUCCCGGCAGGAAGAACAAGAAGCGAGGAAUGGGAUGA
This is a messenger RNA of Phycomyces blakesleeanus NRRL 1555(-), 594 nucleotides long. RefSeq lists its product as hypothetical. The coding region runs from base 1 to 594 and encodes 197 amino acids. The record is from RefSeq and is a predicted model, not a curated record. The transcript is spliced from 2 exons. NCBI's taxonomy places the organism in Eukaryota, Fungi, Mucoromycota, Mucoromycetes, Mucorales, Phycomycetaceae.